AUGGCGCCCACUCAGAAAAGGCCGCAUGACCACCACAAUCCAACGCCACACGAUCCUGACGAUGAACGGCGGCGACGGGAGGAGAAGCGGCGGCGCGAGGACGACGACAUCGCCGAGGCGGACGCCCGUCUCGAGAAGGAUGAACGAAGGCGUCGUCGGGAGAAGCUGAGGGCGCGGAGGGCUGCGGAGGACGCACGCGUGCGGGCGGCGGUAGCGGAGUACGUCGCGGCACGGGCCCGCCAUGACGAUAGUCGGGGCCUGGAGGCGACGGGGAACGCCGUCGCAGGUAGUAGCACAGGGCCGGGGACGAGGGAGCGGGCGGCGGGAAGAGGAGAAACGGCGAGGGAGGUGGAGCCCAAAGGGCCGGCACGGGAGGUGGCAUGCCUCGGGUGCGUACAGCGCAACCUCGAGUGCCACCAGCGGCUGGUUAAGAACACCCGCACUUGCUGGGAAUGCAAGCAGCGGCAUGUGCGCUGCGGGAACGGCGCAGGUGGGGCUCGAGGUAGCGUGCAAGCAGCGCCGCCCGCAGCGAGCGCGGAACCCACCGUGGCGGAGUCGCUGGGGGAGCUUGCCGCGCAGGUCUUCGACCUGUCGGUUCAUGUGCUCGCCCGGUCGGAGGCGCUGUUGCGCCUAGAGCAGAAGAUUGACGCGGUGGCGGACGCCAUGGCCCGUAUUGCUGGCGUUGUUGGGCUGCCCGCGGACGUCGUCGCUCGGGAACGCAUGCCGCAAAUGGCAUGGGCCGCAGCAUUGCCGCCAGUACCCUCGACGAGUGGGGACGACGCGGAUGCCACGGGGGACGAGAUGGAGGUCGAUGGGGCCAAGGCUCCGUCGACGAGCGACAGCGACGGCGCGCAGGACGCAGGGCCUGCGGAUGCGACGGACGAGGAGGACGCGGAGGACACGGACGAGGGGAUGGUUUGGGCAGGGACAGGGAGGGCGGUGGAGAGCAGCAGCGAGGAGGAAAGUGAGGAGGAUAGCGGGUAG
Molecule: messenger RNA, 984 nt
Organism: Pleurotus ostreatus (oyster mushroom)
Lineage: Eukaryota; Fungi; Basidiomycota; Agaricomycetes; Agaricales; Pleurotaceae
Exons: 2
Coding region: 1-984 (327 amino acids)
Source: RefSeq, a predicted model, not a curated record